UCGACCACAAUUGUAGACCGCCUUGAGCGAUCAAAAAUUCACAAAAAUAAAGGCGGGAAUUGUCGGGAAUCGCAAAUAUGCCGGAAAGCUUGAUCGCCGGCAUCCCGGUGCAUUUUCCUUUUGAGCCGUACCCGGUGCAGCGGGCGUACAUGGAAAAGGUGAUCCAGUGCCUCCGAGACGGCACAAACGGAGUCCUGGAGUCUCCGACUGGGACGGGUAAAACGCUAAGUCUGCUCUGUUCGUCCCUUGCCUGGAUUCGCACCCGCCAGUCCGAGCAGCAGCAGCAGAUGCUCAAGAUGGAGAAGAGCGACUUGCCGGGUCAAAAUGAUACGCCUGGCGGGGAUCUAUCGGAGUUAGCGAAGACCGUAGGCCGUGCCAAUAACUGGGGCGUACCCAAGGUCAUCUACGCAUCCCGAACUCAUUCGCAACUGGGCCAAGCCAUGAGGGAGCUCAAGAGAACGGCCUACGCCAACAUGCGAUCCGUGGUCCUGGGCUCCCGGGAUCAGCUGUGCAUCCAUCCCGAGGUCAUGAGGGAGCAGGGCAACUCAAACAAGACGAACAUGUGCAAGCUGCGGGUGCACUCGAAGACCUGUUCGUUCCAAAUGCGCGUAGAGUCGCGGAAGGAUCAUCCGGACUUGCGGGGUCCCACCAUAAUGGACAUCGAGGACCUGGUCAAGGUGGGCCAGCGCCUGAAGGUUUGUCCCUACUUUGCUUCGCGAGAAUUGGUUGCCCAGGCGGACAUCACCUUCAUGCCUUACAAUUACCUACUCGAUCCCAAGGCUCGCAAGGCCAAUAAGAUCGAGCUGGGGAAUACCAUUGUUAUUCUGGAUGAGGCUCACAAUAUCGAGAAGAUCUGCGAGGAGUCCGCUUCGGUGCAGAUCAGGUCCUCCGAUGUGGCCAUGGCCAUCGAGGAUGUCACGCACGUGAUGAAAGUGUUUGCCAGCGGCGAGUCGCAGGACAUGGGCGGCGAUGAGCCAAAGGACUUCACCCUAGACGACCUCACGCUGCUCAAGGAGAUGCUGCUGGAGCUGGAGAAGGCCAUAGAUGCCAUCGUAGUGGAUAACACUGCGGAGGGCACCACUUUUCCGGCCUCCAUGAUGUACGAGCUGCUCGGCAAGGCAAAUUUCACGCAUGGGAACUGUGCCACGAUAGUGUCUCUGCUGGAUAAGUUGGUGCAGUACCUCAUGGUGGCCUCCCAGCAGAUGAGUAUCCGCAAGGGCGGCACUUUCACCAUGCUCAGCGACCUGCUGACCAUUGUGUUUGGCAACAAGAUGGAGAUGAUGAGCAAGGUCUACGCCAGCUUCAAAGUGCACGUCCAGGUGGAGGAGCCCAAUAAGGGACAGCCAAAGCAGCAGGGUGCCAAGCAGCAGGGCUGGCUUAGCAAAGGAACCACUUCUAUCGGUUCGAAUAAGGCGGCUAAAAUCGUGAACUUCUGGUGCUUCAAUCCUGGUUUCGGCAUGGAGCAGCUGCUCAACACGCAGGUGCGCAGUGUCAUUCUUACCAGCGGCACGCUGGCGCCACUUAAGCCGCUGAUCGCGGAGCUGGCGAUACCAGUGGCCCAGCACCUGGAGAACCCGCACAUUGUUGACCAGUCGCAGGUGUACGUGAAGAUCAUUGGCACCGGACCCGAUCGUCAGCAGUUGAUAUCUAACUACGCGAACCGUGAUAAUCCGAAGUACAUCAGCUCCUUGGGACAGACGAUCCUGAAUGUGUCGCGGAUAGUGCCCGACGGCCUCCUGGUCUUCUUUCCGUCGUAUCCCAUGCUGAACAAGUGCGUGGACGCGUGGCAGGCGAGUGGAUUGUGGGCGGACAUCUCGAGCAAAAAACCUAUUUUCCUCGAGCCGCGCGGCAAGGAGCAGUUCACCAGUACGAUGGAGGAGUUCUACCAGGCGAUUCGCGAUUCCAAGGGCGCUGUUUUCAUGGCCGUUUGUAGGGGAAAAGUCUCCGAAGGCCUGGACUUUGCCGACCGAAAUGGUCGGGCGGUGAUUAUCACAGGCCUGCCUUUUCCGCCCCUGAAAGAUCCCAAGGUGAUACUGAAACGCCGCUACCUGGAGACGAACCGGACGCGCGAAAACCAGCUAUUAAGUGGCCAGGAGUGGUACAACCUGGACGCGACGCGGGCCGUGAAUCAGGCUAUCGGUCGUGUGAUCCGGCAUCGCAACGACUACGGCGCUAUUCUUCUCUGCGAUUCGCGGUUCAAGGACGCCUCCCAGGUGCAGCAGCUGUCAAAAUGGAUUCGCGGUCACCUGGGCGACCGGCCGCAGUGCUCACCCUUCGGACCCAUCGUCAGGGAGCUGCGCCAGUUCUUCAAGAACGCCGAGGCCAACAUGAAACAGCCUGAGGAGCGGGAGUCGGAUCCACCUUUGGAGACGGUUUGCAAGAUCGCUGAUGAGCCCUUGGGCGCCAUUCCCAAAAUUAAAAGGGAGCCUGGCUCCAGUAGCACCUUUAAAGAAGCCAAUGAAACUGCUAUUAAAGUGGAGAUGGCCAAUUCCAUAAAGACAUGGACUGCCGCCGAUUAUGCCAGUGCCGCUGGACGAAAACUGGGCGGCUCGGCGCCCAAUGCCAUGGACUUUAUGAGUCGCCUCGACUCAAAUGUUUCGAGUAUUGAUUUCAAUUGCUGCACGGCAAGCAAAAAUGAUUCCACUGGGCUGGUGAAGAUUCACAAGAGGGAGCGCAGCUCCCCGACUCCGCCGGAAAGUUCCAGCCAGGUGGCCAAAAAACGGUACAAAUUGGUGGAGAAUAUCAAGGUGGAGCCUAGUAGUUCGCAGGCAAAGGAGGCGCCCGAGUCCAGGACCGAUUUCCUGCGAGAGCUGCGCAGCUUGGUUAGCCAGGAUCAGUUUCGCCGCUUCGGAAAGGCUCUGUUGGAGUACAAAAGCGGCAGCGUCGAGAGCUUCCAGGCGCUGAUGAGUGUGCUCUUGGAGGUGCUUGCCGCGCCCAAGAUGCGCUACAUGCUCGUCGGGAUGCGGAGAUAUCUCAAGAAUGAACACAAGGCCGAGUUCGAUCUGCGGCUGGCCAAACACGAGAAAGUCAGAUAGUUCGUAAGCUUGUAGGGGACAUGCUUGGCAUUUUUUUAAAUAACCAUUUCGAGUUGGCAGUGGACAGCAGGCUUGGCAACAAAUCUGCGAACUGCAGGCAGCGCACAGCGCAUCCAAUAAGGUCAUUGUCAAACGGGCCGAGCUCCUUUGUGCACAGUCCACAUCCCCAUCGUUUUUUGCACCGAGUCCGAGUCCGAAAAAGAGACCGAGUGCAGUGAAAGCGCUCCGACUUCGGACUUGGGAAGGCACUCGUGUGGCAACAAUCGUCCAAGGCGCACGGCACGCACGCAGAGCUGCCGGAUCAGAUGGCUGUAGCCAUAGAGCUGUAGCUAUAGAGCUUUUGGGGCAAGAGCCGAGCCCCCGGACCAAGCCCAGACCUGCUGAUCCAUCCGCCGCUUAGUUUGGGGCACGCAGUAAGUUGGACUCAUUGCACCUGCCUCCGCCCUUCCAGUUUGCAUUUCCAUUUGCAACAAGUAACAAGGGUGGGUGGUGCCCCGUUCAGCCCACGCAGCAACCUUGGCCUAGUUAAGCCACUUGCCUUAAUUGCAUUUUGUCGUCAUCGCAGCGCACAUGGUGGAGGAGAUUGGCUGCCAGAAGCAGACGGGCAUUGUGGUCGCCAUGCCCGGCCAGGUUGCAUCGACCACCGGAACUCCUACCCCAGCCACCGGCGUCAUUCAUCAUCACCACCAGCAGCAGCAACAGCAGCACCAGCAUCAGCAGUAGCAGCAGCAGCAGCAUCAGCAGCAUCAGCAGUAGCAGCAGCAGCAUCAGCAACUCCAA
Drosophila ficusphila is the source of this 3815-nucleotide messenger RNA. Its product is annotated as regulator of telomere elongation helicase 1 homolog. Gene Ontology annotation, molecular function: DNA helicase activity; DNA polymerase binding; ATP binding. NCBI's taxonomy places the organism in Eukaryota, Metazoa, Arthropoda, Insecta, Diptera, Drosophilidae. The coding region runs from base 78 to 3035 and encodes 985 amino acids. The record is from RefSeq and is a predicted model, not a curated record. Gene Ontology annotation, biological process: telomeric loop disassembly; DNA recombination; DNA repair. Gene Ontology annotation, cellular component: nucleus. The transcript is spliced from 8 exons.